Messenger RNA from Dendroctonus ponderosae (mountain pine beetle), 2686 nucleotides. Its product is annotated as ribonuclease H2 subunit B. Gene Ontology annotation, cellular component: ribonuclease H2 complex; nucleoplasm. Lineage: Eukaryota; Metazoa; Arthropoda; Insecta; Coleoptera; Curculionidae. Gene Ontology annotation, biological process: ribonucleotide metabolic process; RNA catabolic process. Bases 210 to 1172 code for a protein of 320 amino acids. The transcript is spliced from 5 exons. The record is from RefSeq and is a predicted model, not a curated record.
UCGCUUUGUUCAUCGUGUGUUAUGUGAGAGAGUAAACUGUAUGAGUCUUAAAGUUGGUUAUGCUGGCUCGCUUAUUGUGUAUUGAAACUGGAAAACUAUUCAGAAUCGUCUCAAUCGGGAACUCUGAGCAUAUUAAAGAAUCGUUCGAUUUACGAUUGUUUGGUAAUGGCCGGUCACUCUUGAGUUUCGUAUUUUCAGUUGUGGUGUGAAUGAAAGUGGCGAAAAUGCCUCGUGUGAAAGCAUCCCCGAAAAAGUGCAUCAAGAGCAAUUUACAACAACCAGCAAGUUCUUGGGUGUUUUUACUGAAAGGUGAAGCUUUAGAAUUAUCUGAACAGUACACGGGCAGUGGAACACCGGACAUUGUAACGCUUAGGCAUCCUAAUACAGGAGAAUCGGCUGUUUUUCUAUUUUCACCGGUCAACAACUCGGUACAGGAAGUUUUGACUCUAAAUGAAGCGAAGCGCUCCUGGUUUAUAGACGAGUCAGUGAAAAGCGAUGGCAAAUUGCAACUCUCUACGCCCAUUGACCCAAUAUUUCUAGUUCUUCCUUAUCUAAGAAAGUAUUGCACGGCAUAUGCCCAACCCCUAGAUCAACUUCUGAGAGACGAUGAGUUUCCUGAAACUGAAAGACUGCUCAAAUCCAGCGGCCUCAGUUAUUUGACAAUGAUUGCAGACCGAAAGGGUGACGAUGAAUUGAACGCGUUUAAAUAUAAUGAAGAAAAAACGCUCAACUGGCUGAAAAAGAAAACCGAGCGAGUGGCCGACAUUUUAAAGCAGAAAAAUAUUCAUGUUACCGGUUCUGGAGCAGUUUCCAGUAACUUUGUCAAGCCUGCCAAGUCAGAAUCUAACGAUCAGGAUGCCCAUCUACGAUACGCUCAUGGUAUUGUCUCAGAAUACCUAAUGGACGAUCUCAGUCUGAAACUCCUAAAGUUUCUUGAACUUCCUGAAGAAACCUCACAACUGAACUUGAAAAGGAAAAGCAGUAGCAGCACAGGUCAGGAUGCAAAGAAACCGAAACUAGAAGAUGAAAAUAGAAGUUCAACCAGUAACGUUUUAGACCUAAGUAAGCCGGAAACGAAGCCUAAGCCUCCUACAUUAACGACAAAAGAUAAAGCCCGAGCUAAAGCGGCCAGUGGUAGUAAAAGCAUCAGCUCCUUUUUCAAAAAGAGUUAAUUACCCUAAAACCUACUUUACAAAGCACCGCAGUCCGGUGCACUCGAAAUUCAAUUUUAUCUAGGUCAAUUUUAGAGCGCUUUAUAGGGGCCGUGUUCACUGUUUUUUUAAGACGGAUGGCGAGAAAAUUACUAUUUCAUUUGAUGCACGUGCGUGUCAGAAGGGAAUCUAGGAAAGACAUUCAUUUUAUAGAAUAAUGUUAAAUUGAUCUCCUAAAUGUUAUCUACAAAAUCAGCGAAUAUUGAUAUUGAUGAAGUCUGCUUCUCUUCAAAACAGUUUUUAUAGGCAUUGAUCAAUUUGCAUGAACAUGUAUGUACAUGUAUCUCAUUACAAUUGUUAUUGGUUAGUUAUGCAAUUUGCCAGCUCUUACAACAAAUCAAUACGAUACUGGAAUGCAGCUAUCAGUCGAUGAUGCACUCUUGUGUUACCCCCCAUACAAGUUGAAACACUAAGACAUUUUAAUUUAUUUAUUUUUUAAGCAGCUUUCAAAUUCUUUAAGACAAUUUCAAUAUGUGCGAGGGGCAACUGUUUUAAUUUUACAAAUUAGUAUUAUCCUUUUUUUAUUGCUGCUCUUUUGUGGUCAUAAAUGUGGAAAAACAUACAUGCGUUUUCUUGAUCGAUUCAACCAAACAUUAGACAUUUUAAGACAAGACGGUUUUAACACCCUUAAAGGCUCUAAAAAAAUGACACAAAUAAUCAUUUUAUGAAAAAUUCAAUUUAUUUAGAAGGCAAUUUAAAUAUCAAAAAAACACUGACGUCAUGUAACUGGUUGAUCGGGAAAUUGUUCAGCAACAAUCUACGACGUCGUUUUACAAUAAAAAAGAAAUCUUUUGUAAUAAAUUAAGACAAUAUUAUUUGUAAUAAAUAGCCUAGUAUUAUACAUAUACAUGGAUCGAAGCUGUAAAGACUUCUUCAAUAACUGCUUAACAAUCUGAGUUAACAAAAAUCAGUCAUAAUAAAAUUUGAAAAGAAGAAAUGACGAAAAUACGUAGUUGAUAAUUAAAGACGUGAAAUAUCUUAAACUUACGUGUUUGUUCAUAGCAAUGUGAAAGGUACAGGACAGCGAUAUAUAUCCAUCCAAGAAAUCAUUGAAAUUGAAAAAAAUUAUGUUUCGAGCAUUCUAAUAUUUCAUAAACCAGCAUUAUACAGGGUACCAGAAAAAAUAAAAUCACUUUUUAACGUAAACUGCGUAAAUUUUACUCACAAAUAGAGAAUGUUUCGGUACCGCAAAGGACAAAAACAAAUUCGUCUCAUGAAUUCAGUGUUUACCAAUAGUUUAUAAAUAAUUAGCAAAUAGCUGAAACAUCGGCUUGGGCUGAAAUACGUUCAAAAUACCCUGCUAACUAUCAAAUAGUAUUUACUUCAGAAUUAUCCACAUUUUCAAAAUAAAUGUUUAACAGUACUUGUAGUUAAACAAAUUAAAAGCAAACCUAAUUUUAGGCUUUUACUAGACUUUGCAGCAUCUUCAUAAAACGAAAAAAUGUACUAUUUAAAUAAAACUAUUUUCACAUUUA